AUGGAUAUGGAUAUAGAACUAACCGAGAUAAAAAUUGAAGGAGGAUCACAAGAACAACAAGAAAGUAAUCAAACUCCGACAAGAGGAUUCCAGCAAUUUGAUAUCAUCGCAACCAUUGAAGUCAACUCCAUUCGUGACCAUCACUAUGUCUCGCCAUCUCAAUCUCUGUCACCAUCAAGCACUAAGCAUAUUAUGAAAGAGUGGAGAAUUCUGGAAAAAAAUCUACCUGAGUCGAUCUUUGUUAGGGUUUACGAAGGAAGACUUGAUCUUUUACGAGCAGUGAUCAUAGGGCCAGCAGGUACGCCUUACCAUGACGGUUUAUUCUUUUUUGAUAUUCAAGUCCCUUCCAAUUACCCUGCAUCACCACCAAAAGUUUACUAUCGUUCUUUCGGGCAUAGACUAAAUCCUAACUUAUAUGCAAAUGGUUCUGUUUGUUUAAGUCUUCUAAAUACUUGGUAUGGUCGUCCGAACCAAAAAUGGAAUCCAACUGAAUCAACUAUACUACAAGUUUUAGUAUCUAUUCAAGGUCUAGUUCUCAAUGACAAACCCUACUUCAAUGAACCUGGUUAUGGAAGUUAUUCUAAUUCUAUUGAUCCAACGUUUAAGAACAAAUCUUUGCAUUAUAAUGAAGAUGUAUUUAUCAUGAGUUGCAAGACAAUGAUGUCUAUUCUUAAUAAACCACCAAAGUCUUUCGAGGAGUUUGUAAGUCAACAUUUUCGAGAUCGCACUAGUAAUAUUUUGGUUGCUUGCAAUGCUUAUAUUAAUGGCCAAGCUAAAAUCGGUGAUCCUAUUAUUAUCACUGCCGCGAAAGAGACUACUACGAUUAUCACUGCUGCGACAGAGACUACUACAUCCUUGACUUCGUUCACAUUUAAGGUAGCAGCAGGGUUUUUAUAUCCGAAGCUUGUGGAUUCGUUCGUAAACAAUGGUUCGUCUUUGGAGAGUGUUGAAUUACUAGACACUAGUAAGAAUAUGCGUGAGAAUUGCUGUAGACGAAUUUUGUCUUCAAGUAGGGAUAUUUCUAAUGUUAAUACUUCAAAGGUUUUGCUUUUUUAUCAAAUGAGGCAAUCUACUGGCUUCACUCUUGGUCCUUAG
This is a messenger RNA of Papaver somniferum (opium poppy), 1095 nucleotides long. Its product is annotated as putative ubiquitin-conjugating enzyme E2 38. Gene Ontology annotation, molecular function: ubiquitin conjugating enzyme activity. The coding region runs from base 1 to 1095 and encodes 364 amino acids. The transcript has 2 exons. Lineage: Eukaryota; Viridiplantae; Streptophyta; Magnoliopsida; Ranunculales; Papaveraceae. The record is from RefSeq and is a predicted model, not a curated record.